AUGGGGACGACGUGCGCGGCGUGCGCGCGUCGUCGCGCGACGGUGUACUGCGCCGCGGAUGACUGCGCGCUGUGCGCGGCGUGCGAUGCGAGCGUGCACUCGGCGAAUUCGGUCGCGGCGAGACACAAGAGGGUACCGAUCGAGGAGCGCGAGGACACGGACGGUAACGCGCACGAGAGGAACUCCGCCGGGAGCGACACGGCGCGUUACGAACAAAGGCGGUCGUUCGAUCGUGACGUUGAGAUGUCGUACGUGAGACGGACGAAGGGAGACUCGGUGAACAGCGUGCACGCCGACGAGUGGGAUGUGGCUGAAUUUUUAAAUCUCGACGAGCUCGAGCAUGGGAGACGGGUGAAUCUCGAACCACGGAAUCCGAGGGAUUCAAGCAACAGCGAUACGAUAUUACAGGACGAUCCGCUCGGUUCAUUGCUGGACAUGGACGCUAGGGACGUCUCAGAGUUUUCGUUUCACCAGGCCGACGUCGCGUCCAUCUCCGCGGCAUUGAACACCGUUUACAGCGAGUCCAGAGGAGAGAACCGAACGGAUGGUGGCGACGAUGGAGGUGAACUGAAUCUAGCGUUCACUCGAGCGCACGCAAGGGAUCAUUUCGCGCCGAAACCGUCACCCCUCGGACAGGGAACGCCUGCAUUACAGUACGCCGGUUGCGCCAACAUUCCGCAGAAUCCAAAGGUACAGGUUCCGGGAGAUUUCUUCCACGGCGUGCCAAAACGAGUGGUGAGCAAGGAGCGACAGGCACAGCUGGAUAGAUACCGGGCCAAGCGCGAGCGCCGUCUGCUCGGUUUGAAUAAGCAGACUGUCCGCUACGAUGGCCGGCAGAAGCUCGCGAACGCUCGAGUUCGAGUGAAGGGUCGAUUCGUUAAGGUCAGUCCUGAAGAAAAACGGGCGGUGAUUAAAUCUUAUCAAAGUUGUCCAGACCUCUCGGCGAUGGUCGAUAGUGCUUCAACCGAAAAGCGCUCGAUAUUUGCGGACGACUCAGUGAAGUGGUCCAGGCGAGCUUUCGGCAGAAGCUCGGAUGAUUCUGCGACGUCGAUAGACGAGUACGCGAUGAAUCGUUUGGAUACGGUAUCUACGAUCGAGUCGCGCGAUAAAGGCAUAGAAAAAUUGGAACCACACGUCUUGAACGGACUGCGAAGAGGCUUGGGCCAAACGCGACACAGCCAAUCGGAGAUAUGUCUCUACGAGUUGGCUGGAGUGUAG
This is a messenger RNA of Ostreococcus tauri, 1218 nucleotides long. RefSeq names its product Zinc finger, B-box. Gene Ontology annotation, cellular component: nucleus. The transcript has 3 exons. Gene Ontology annotation, biological process: regulation of DNA-templated transcription. Gene Ontology annotation, molecular function: protein binding; zinc ion binding. The coding region runs from base 1 to 1218 and encodes 405 amino acids. NCBI's taxonomy places the organism in Eukaryota, Viridiplantae, Chlorophyta, Mamiellophyceae, Mamiellales, Bathycoccaceae. The record is from RefSeq and is a predicted model, not a curated record.